This is a messenger RNA of Rotaria sp. Silwood1, 2361 nucleotides long. Lineage: Eukaryota; Metazoa; Rotifera; Eurotatoria; Philodinida; Philodinidae. The record is from the annotation of a GenBank genome assembly.
ACCUAAACUAUUGGAGACUUGCUGAACGCAGUUCCAGGUGUACUUUAUGACCACACACUCUUGAAGCAACCUCAGAGAAUCGAUCAAAGUGUCGACAUUAUAUUGCUAGGUUACAAUGGAUUUUCGAUUUUGACCACCAAGUUGUGACCAGUAUUCCAAGCCUACAGGGGUAAAUGACCUUCUAGCGGUUGUCUGAAGCAAAUGACGGUGAGAGUGAAUGAUUAUCAUGACAAUACUCUCACCAUUACCUAUCCAUCCGCCCUCGCUUUCACACCCUCACCCAUCCAUACUUCAUUGGUUUUUUGUCGGACUAGAUGGUUGAACUUUUCAAAAAAAAUUUCGAUGAAUUUUUUUCAUAAAGUCGAAGAGUACUCAAAGGUUGGAUCCAUCUAAUCCUUCACGAACUCAACCAAACACGCUAAAAAUUUGGAUUUAAAGAUUUUCAACAUCACUGAUUCAGAUGUGCAUUUCAGGUCGAAAAAUUAAGAUUUGACCAGUGCCUUAGCUUCUUGGUUAAUCCGUGGGUGCUCUCUUAAGAAGUUCUCCUUGUUGUAGGUGCCAACAUCAGGAAGCACUACUGAUAUGGUUGCCUCUAUGAGUCAACAGAUGGUCCCUCUCAAUCAAAAUUUAGCACAACUAAAACAGUUUGUUAAAGAAUGUGAAGCAAAUGUAUCAUUGUUAUCAGAUGACAUCAAAGAAUGCUUUACACCAUACAUUAGUAUUGCAAAUAUUGCUGUUGACACUACUGAGAAAAGUGGACGAAUAUUAGAGCACUUUGCACAAAUGUUCAGUAUCGUACAGUAAGUUUUUUUUGCAAAUAAUGUACCGUGCUAUUUUGACGAAUCGUAUUUUAUUUAUCAUCAAGUCAGCCUGUGAAAUCAGGCGGCUAGGCACGAAGUGCGAAAACUAUUCAGUUGAGAAAACUCAUACUUUGGCCGCUGUCCUCAAAACAAUUGACCCAGAACUAUUGUCCAUGCCAAGAAAGAAGUCGGGUGAUUAUUUUUAGAACAACUUGAGAAUGUAACCAGCUAGUGACCGACAGUUUUUCACCAUUCGAAAGAGCAACCUUGUGUUUAGAUUUGUAUAAAAUUCCCGUUAGUCAGAGAAUAACCAAGAUGGUCAAUUUCGCUGGCCAUUUUUGAGAACGAUAUUCUGACAAUAUUUCUCAUCCAAUUUUAGAUCCUAAGGUGUCCAUUCGAUAGAACAAAUUACACUCUUUCAAUCUCCGCAAAGCUUGCAUUCCUAGCUUGUUGUGCUCAAGAAUUAUAAGCUUUUCUUCGGAAACAUCGAAAUCAAUCCUAUAGCAUCUCGUUAUUCUGAAAAAUAUGUCGAAAUACCAACCUUUAUAUCAUGUUUUCUCGAUUAGCAACGUUUCCUUUUAUUUUUGAACCGAUCGAAAGACAUCAGAUCAUAAUUUGAAAAUUUCACCCCAAGCGGUCUUCAGUCAACUACAGCCAACAUGAGACACCGAAAAUAGACAUGUUGGAAAUCUUAACUAAGUGACGUCAGAUCGAUUCGAAAAUAAAAGAAAACGUUGCUAAUCGAGAAAACAUGGUCUAAGAGUUGGUAUUUCGACAUAUUUUUCAGAAUAACGAGAUGCUAUAGGAUUGAUUCUGAGGUUUCCGAAGAAAAGCUUAUAAUUCCUGAGCGCAACAAGCUAAGAGUGCAAGCUUUGCAGAGAUUGAAAGGGUUUAAUUUGUUCUAUCGAAUGGACACCUUGAGAUCUAAAAUUGGGUGAGAAAUAUUGUCAGAAUAUCAUUCUCAAAAAUGGCCAGCGAAACUAGCCAUCCACCAACUGAUUACGUUCUCAAGUUGUUCUAAAAAUAACCACCCGACUUCUUUCUUGGCAUGGACAACAGUAAGUUUACUUGUCAUUGCAUCUUCUUCUUCUGUGAAAGGCCCACUUUGACAACAAUACAGGAAAGACAACUUCGCCCACAUGUCGUUGGUGUAUGUCAUGAAAUUCUUGGCAUAUAUUUGAACCAAGAAAACGCUGCUGUUCAGUGUUUUAUUGGUAUAACAAACGCAUUGUCGAAAGACCCAAAAGUAGCUGCUGAUCCAAAGAUUCAAGAACAUGUAAACAAAAUUAGUCAAGCUUUACCUGCUUUAAAGGCAUUGCCUUCUUCGGAUUUAGAUGAAAGAAAGCCCUUGAUAGAUAAUAUUAUUAAAGAAACGACAGCGUUAGGCGAACGUGCAGAUGAACUUAAUCCUCAUGGCCCAACAGCAAAAGCUGCCAGAACAUUUGGAAAAGUAAUGAUUGGUCUUAAAUAUACGCUUAUCGCUGUUGGAUUAGUUGUUGCUGCUUGUACAAUUGUCCUACCAAUUGCUGCCCUCGGAUUUGUUGUCUUGGCCAAAAAAUGA